GUCUCAUUUUUAGUUUUUCUGUUUUUUCCUCUCCCAGUGGCUGAGUCAACUGAGCUACCGGGUGUCAAAUGCAAGGAGCCAGUACUUGCAACAGUAAAAGUUGAUCCCCAGCAUAGAUUCCGACCUUUUUAUGUCCGACUCCACCGAUGUGAGGGUUCGUGGAAGGAGGUCAAUCCGAAAAUCAAGAAGUGCGUUGCCACUGGCCAAAAGGAAAUCAACAUAAAAGUGUUUUCAUUUGAGAGACACAGAUAUGAAUUUCGUCGUGUGUAUAACCACACAAGCUGCGGUGCAGAGUGUACGACAGGUGGCCCAGAUAAAUGCGACCUUCGGGUGGAGAGGUGGAAUGAAGAAACCUGUAAAUGUGACUGUAAGUUUGACGACGCACCACCACCUUACAUCAUGAAACAAAAGAAAGACUCUAGGUGAGAACUCAUACAUACAGUCAAACCUCUAUUUACCUGUGUAUUAAGCGGCCGCUUGUCAAAUCCAAGUUCACGGUUUAUUUGACCUGUAUUUAGUGGUCAUCUCCAUCAGGUAGGAGCGGUCACCUUCUAGAAUUUUAGUUGGAUAACAGUGCGAUGUUUUGACAAGGUAAACAAAGCAAUUCCACUUGUUAAACACAUUAUAUAACAUACAUAUUGUAAACAAAGGAGGCAGCGUGGCCGUGGCACGCUCUCGCCACUUGCUGGAGUUGUUCGCGGUCGUUCCGAGCUCAAAUUCUCUACUACGCUUGUAAAUAACCAACUGGUUGCCUUCUGUUAGAAUGCAUCUUUUAUAGCGGCGGUCAUCUAACUAUUUCGCGAGGAUGACCGACUGUAUGUUACAAACGGAAGUACACAAGGAAGUUACUUGUGGAUCGGCUAGCUUGGGUUCAUAUACCGUAAAUCCUGUGUUAAGCCCCCCUUUCAAAUGAGCCCCUCUCUCUAAUAACCCCCCGCCCCCUCUAAGAAGCUCCCCCUCUCUUUUAAGCCCCCCUCUCUUCAUCCCUAUUAUUCUUCAAUAAAAGAAUGAUAGACUGUAUUCACUGUAGACUGUAAAACCUCGUGUGGACUGAUCCAGGAUGAAUUAUUCACCACCUGGAAGCUCGGAUUUGUUUUGAUCUUUGGCUGGAUGACCUUCAACCUUUUGUACUUCAGCGUUUCCACUUUGCAUUCUAUUUUUUUACGGAGAACGGAUGCCAUUGCCUUAGCUAAACUAAAUAAGCCCCCUCUCUCAAAUAUGCCCCCGUGUCUAUUAGCCCCACCUCAAAUGGGCUUGAAAUAAAGACGAUUUUACGGCAUUUAAAUUUUACUUUUCCACUCGUCGCUCGUGCGUUUUCUACCACUUCACUACGUGUCCAUUUUAUCUCUAACACCUGUGGAGAUUUUUGGUUUUAGUAUUUUACAAGAUAGCGUUUUCUCUCGCUCGGUAACCUGAGAUCAGGCGCUUUUUUCUUUUUUUUUUUUUGCUUAGAGAGUUAAAGGGGUGAUAGGGAAAGGGCAUGAUCUCAGGCUACUCGCUCGGUCGCAUUUUUGCCCAGAAAUAAGCUAUUUCCGAGUUUCAAAAACUCUUGCCUAGUUUUAAAACGAGGCAACUGCAAAACCUGUCGUGUGAAACUGAGCUUAAGACAAAGCAGUUGAGGCAGCUCGAAAUUGACCUACUCAUCUCAAGUUGCCGUUCUAGCCACUCCCGUUCGAGUUGCCGAGAGCUCCAAGAGUUUCUAUCCCAAUCCAGAUGGAAGGAUUAGAGGCAAUUCGUUACAGACAAGUGAUCAUAAGUGGAUCUAGUUGGAAUUAGAAACGGGGCUCCCUUUUUAUCGUUUCCUACUUUUUCCUUCUCAUUUCAUGGACGUGUGCUUUUUCCUCCCUCAGGUGGAAUAAACACCUUUGUAAAUAUCAAUGCAAUAGAUCGCCAUUUGUCUGCUCACGAAAAAAGGUAAGAAGGCUUUAUUAAAUGCUAGAAAUUUUAAACUUAAAGCCCAUUUUAGUGGCCUGCAUCUUCCAGAAUAACAGUCAAUUUUCGGAAAGUGAACAUGAUCUUCACAGUAGAAUGAACAAUGGAGCUAAGGGACUGAAAAUAAUUAUAAACCCCAAAGGAGUUGCUUGUUCAGCAGCUCAGUAUUCAUCUUAACAUUUGUAACCCAUUUAGGUAGCUUCACACCAAUAGACGAAAACUGGAAUACAACCGGGUGAUUACAGAAUUGCUAUCACACAAAAUCUGUACGGGGACCCAAUUGCACUGUAUUAAAACAAGCGGGGGCGGGUCGGACAGACGCCUGUCUAAAUACCCGGUCAUUAGCUGUUGUUUCUGCCUUUCUUCGGUCAUUUUCAUUGGUUCUUUAUAAUCGGGAAGUGCUCUCUUAACGCCGAAAGAAGAUCCCAAAGAUGUCCAUUUCAAUGACACUUUACUGUAGUUGCUGUUGCUCGAGUGAGGUUCGUUUAUGCAGAUCCCCUCUGUACCGAUAUCAAACUAAGUGUACUGUAAAAGUGAAAUGAGCUGUAAGUACUUUUAUAUGCUUAUCCUUCUACAGGAAUUGGACCGUAAGACAUGUUCCUGUGUCUGCAAAGGGUAUUACAAGCGUAUCUGCGAGAACAAAAAUGAUCACCUAGACCCUGACACUUGUGAAUGCGUUGAGAGUCGUGCAUCACAUGAAAUGUGUAAAAGUAAGUCGAAUCAGUCAUGGCCUUUUUUAAAAAGAUUGCAUAUUUCCAAUAAACCUUGACGUUUUCUCGAACUGACUGACUGACCUACUGUAUAACUGGGCCGAGUUGUCCGAAGGCUGAUUAGCGCUUAACCCCGGGUUAAAAUUAACCCGGGUUUCUUUAUCUUGCGUUCAAAAGCAUUUUCGCGGAUAAUUUUCUGUGCUAUUUUUAGAGCUUCCAAUCAUCAACUUGUAGACAAAAAAAAUUAAAGCUGAAAUGCUUUUUAAGCUUUCAAAUCUUAAUUCAAAUCUCGCACUAACCUUGGGUUAUCUUAACCCAGCUUUGAACAACUCGGCCCUGGUCAACUACCUAACUAACUAACCAACUAACUGACUGACUGACCGAUGACUAAUUGUCAGAUUAACUAAAUUACCAACUAUCUAACGGACAGACACUAUACAUGGAGACUUGUCAAGGAAAAACUUGUAUAAGAAUGUUAUUUUAUAUACACCUACUACCAAGGCAAACGUGGAAGGAAAAAUUUUAACGUAAAUGCCUUUUAAUGUGCUAUAUGGUUAAGAUUACGGAGUUGCAGACUAGACUUGACUUACCAAAUUGUAUAACACUUAACUGUCUCUUAUCUCCCUCAACGACGAACAUUGGGUACGGAUUCUCAGGGAGAGGACAGUGAGUGACGGCCUGACGUGAUCAAUUUGAUGAGCAAGCUAGACCGUCGACUACUGGCUAUUGAGAUAAAGUUUUAUCUUUGGUCAGUUUUAAGUGGCAGAUAUCAAUUCUAGGUAUCUAUCUCUUGCUUUUAACACAAGAUUUAAAGCUCCUUUGGUUUUGUUUUUUUUUACAGGUUCUAUUACCUACAUUGUGAUUGUUGCUCUUUUGGCAGUUCUAGUAGUUAUUGUGUUGUUCGUCUUGGCACUCUGUUGCCGGCGUAGAUGCAAAGCGUCAAAUUCACAACAACUACAAACUCUUCAAGGGACUCCUGAGACAUCAUCAGUCGCGGGAUCAGUCGCUACGACCGAUUCAGGUAAUCUAAGUAAUGACAUAAUAAUCGGAUCAUAAGGUUCCUUUUGAUCCAUCUUCAAAUACUUUUCUCAUUUAGUUUAGCCUGUGCCAGGCUCUCGGACAGGGUGGCGAGCGAGAAAAGCUAGAUAGCAGUGAGGUAGCGAACGAGAAAAAAUGGCGGGAAGAUAGAAGGGGAAGCCUGUUAGCACCGCCGACUACCCCGGCCUCUUCCUGAAAAACAGUUUCUCGUUUCAGAGUGUCAGAUAAUUGACGUAGUGAGAGUUGAAAUAAACUGUCACAAUUGACCAAUCAUAGGGUCUACCAGGCAGGAGCUGGUAUACUGGAAUCAGAUAUUGAAAAAAAUUAUUACAUGCUCCACUAGUCGUCUCUCCACAAGUCCCACGCAAUUUUCGCUCAGCUUUCUCGAUCCGCUUUCCUGACUAUCUUGGAAUAUGGAACAGGCUACAUUCAGUCACAUACUGACUUUUUAUAUAGUUUGGUAUGCACUGUGCGGUAUAGAAAUGGCUUUUAAAAUACUUUACAAGUGCAGGAUGCAUACUUUCUGCGAGUGCGGUAGUUUUGCUCGGCUUACAACUUUGCGGAAGAUUUAUAUCUCAUCUUUCAAGGGGACACAAUGAAGUCCAAAACGAAAACUGGAGACUGCUAUCACGGUGUGUAGAACAAUGACAUUAACUUGACAGUCUCGAUAGAGGAUUAUGUCAACCUACUUGUUACCCUUUAUCACGAAAAACACAAUUUAUGAUGCAAAAGUUUGGUCGGUUCAGAGAGGUCAUUAAGAGCGCUUACCAUUUGCACGGAAAGUUCACUAAAAUUUUCCGUAAAAAGAUACGGUCUUGUUUUUCGCACAGUAAAAAAGGAACGGGAUUGAGUUGUACCAUUUACAAAAUACCUUUGUCCACUUUUUCUUGAGAGGAAGCAGUUUUCUAUACAAAUGGUAAGCGCUCUAAGUCACUGCUGAUAACUGCCUACGGACAAUUGUGCGCUCAUGCGCAUUACAGACAGUGCUCUGCUUAUGCGCAUGCCCAGUUUGGACACCGUCUUUGAAGGACGAGAUGGCGACCGGCUCCGCAUUUCCCCACUAAAUUACAAAACCAAACAAACAUAACAAUCAUUGCACUUGGUUCUCAAAAUAUCGUGAUUUGUCGGUAUCUGGCAGAACAGUCAUUGCCUCUGAUCAGGGGCAAUGAGCGAUCUUCUCGUCCCCAACAAAUCACGAUAUCAGCACCGCCCAGUAAUAGUUUAAGACGUGACGACUUAUUUCCAUCCAUGCCCUUUACCUAGACAUUAAUGUAUCUUUUUUUUUUUUUGAAAUUGCAGGAUCUGACAGGUCAUCUGACUGUCAAAUCUCGGAAGGCCAAACCAAAUCGUAUCGUCAGACUUAUGUUUAAGAAGACAAACCACAGCAGCAACUACAAAAAAGGAACAUACAGAAUACAUGAGAUUAAUCCCCGCACAACUCUUAAGUGCGUUGUAUGUUCUUAAAAAACAACGCUGUGAAUUUACAGUGAAGUAGUAUGUACCACUUUAAUAAUAAGUGAUCACUAACGAACGAAGGGUUUUCCUUGUUCUAGAUUUUAUGGACGAACUUUCUUAACACGUUUCUAAGUAAAAACGUUAAAAUGGUGGAAACUAUUUUCUGCAGUUUGUAACGUAGUUGAAGUUAGUCUGAAGUUCUUUUCUAUGAAAAGGGAUAAGUAAUGUUUUGUAAAACACGUUUAAAUUUUACCCUCUUUUUAGGAAACAAGAAGAGAGACUUUAUUUUUUGUAGCAAAAACCAUGUAAUGUAAGGAUUUACAAUAAAAGUAGUUUAAAGUAAAAUUAGAUUGAUGAUUUUUCAGUUACUGACCCAGUUAGAGAAAGAAUCCAGGGGUCAAUUUAAUAAGCCUUUUACACUUGCAAUUUACAAGAGUAGCCGUUCUUUUACAGUCUGAUAACAAUAGCUACACUUAUAAAUUACCCGUGUAAAAGUUUUUAUUAUUAAAUUGACCCCAGGUGCUCCCAAUAGGAGUCGAACCUAUGAACUUUUGGGUACCACUCCAAAUGCUCUACCAGUAUAUAAGCCACAAGAGACUUAAGGAAGCUAAGGACAUUAUUAUACUCAAGUAUUCAGCAGGCUUCAAAUUCACUCCAUCACGUUUCUAUCGUUGUGUACUUCCUCGAAUAAGCGCCCGGGGACUUACUUCAAAUUUCAGUUAAAAUGAUAGGCGCUUAUUCGUGAGGGAGCUUAUUACGUUUUCCACUAAAGGAACUAGAGAACGGUCUAGUUGUUCCCAAGACGUUUACGGCAUUUACCAAGAGCGCACAUAAAGGACCUCUUCAAGCGCGUAUGGAUAUAGACAGCUAUUCUCCCAUAAUGAUUCCGCUGUAGUUGAUGGCUAAAAGGUUAAAAGUAAAGCAGUCAUAGAAGCUGGUUUUCCCUGUAUCCCUACCAUUUAAAAAAGUGAGGGGUCUGGAGGAGGGCGCUUAUUUCGGGAGAGCGCAAAUUAGAGCGGGGGCUUAUUCGAGGAAAUACGGUAGAUGAUUAGUACUUGCCCUAAGUACUUAGCUUAUCGAUCGAUGGCUUAAAGUGGUGCCUAGCAAGGUGGAACCCUUGGAUAAAAAUCAUAAACUAUUUAGGAGGAUCCAUAUUUUGUUCUAGAAAAGCUUGACGCUCAUGCAAGCUUUACGAACUGACUGAAAAGUGUCCAACAGGGGUAAAUCACGCCCUGGUACUGCUCCCCCCCCCAGUCCCCCCUUAUUCCACGGGAGACUCGACGGGAGAGAUAACGAGCCGAGAAUUUCCCUCCGCUUUUACGUAAGAUGCUCCGCCACGCAACAAUCCAGAGAAACUGCCAGCGGUCUCACUUUCUCCCGCUCAGAGGCUCAUAGUGGCAUGACUAAGGUUAGUCUCCUUCGCAGCCGUCAUUAGGGUGUUAUGCAACGCUCGUCAACUAAUGGGGGGGGAGGGGAGGGGAGCGUUGCCUUACGACGGCUGCGAACGAGUCUGGAGGAGAGUGAGUGGGCGCAAAAUUUGGUAGGCCUUUGUACCUAUUAUAUAAUGCUAGCAUUUUUUGAAAGUGAGGCAAAAGCAUUAAGUAUUAUUCGAGCAUUUUAGUGGCAUUUUCCCGGAAAAAUUUUUUUUCUCACAGAAAAGAAAAUGGAACCAUUUUUGAAGAGAUUUGACGUCUUUACAAAAAUAAUUCAAAAAAUAUAUUCAAAUUUUACCUUAAUAUAUAUAACCUUUUAGAUGAUCUUUUUGCUAUAUUGAAAUUAUUUAUUUGUAUACAUUGUUGUCAUACCACUUAUACAUUCAGUUGUUAGCCUUAAGCCUCCCUUGAAAUGUUUAGAAUUAAUAAAAAAAAAGGCCUCAUUAUGCCGAUUAGAUCCUUUAUUAGCUAUAGGAUCCGGUCCUUCUUUUUUGUAAGCUCGUCCUUGCUUUAAAAAUUGAAUCUAUAUGAUCGAGCAUUUUAGUGACUUUUUGGGGGACUACCGAGCAUUUUAGUUGGAAAAAUGGAGGAUUAACGUGGAGUAUAUUAGUGGAGAAACAAAAGCAUGAUGUACAAAGGCCGAAACGUUGGCCCUUUCUUUCGGUUUUCGCACCUGGACUCACUUCGCACAGCAUAAAUCACGACGCCCCCUCAAACCUCUGCGUCGGCUAUCGGCUAAAAUUAAUUUGGACAGUACUGCCAAAUAUAACUGACCCCUGCGCUGCCCUCUGCACCCCGUGACGUCAAUUUGGGACACUUAUCACCGCGCCCUUGUUAAAUAGGCGAGCCGAAGGGUCGGAUCGGAAGAAAGGAAGUUAAAAACGAAAACAAACCAAUUAGAGACACUUGAAUCACAACUUGAAAGAAACGCAAACAUUUUCACAGACCGCUGGUUAUCGAGAAACCAUUUUGAGAACAAAUGAUGGCAGGCAUUAGUAUUGAACCAAAAACGAGAAGUCCAAAGACUACUGCAAAGCAGAUCAGAACACCGUGUAUUAUUUUUCAUAACACUAGAAUAUUUCGGCUGGCUAUACCAGCCUUCUUCAGGUUUACAGAUUAGUGCUGAAAUGGCGCGUGCAUUCAGAGUGUUUGCAAAACAGUUGCAUGUUUCACACAUUCUCUUUGUUUCUUUCUUUUUCUUUUGUUUAGUUUUUGCUGUUUCCACGGAGGAGUGCGUUGACUACAUGCAAUCUGUUACUAUGUUAUACAUGAGACAGCUUUAUCGGAAAGCGUGCAACACACGUAGAUUCACGUUUUUUUUUUCGCCCACUAAACUUGGAAAGGAAUUUUUGGUGGAUACACAAAAAGAUCGAUAACCCAAACGCCCAAUGUUUAUUUUUCUCUGAUUCAAGGGUUUCAUAUUGCGCAAUUUUUGACUGCUUGAGCUAGUGAUAUUUGUAUCUUAUUUCGAUUUUGGAUUUAGUUACAAUGAUCUACAGGAUUACAGGAAAAAGUUACAGUGCUUUCAUGUCAUUUCCCCUUGUUUUAUUUUAGUUUUUUGCAGUAACUGCUUAUGACUCAGCUACAAUGUAGCUUGCAAAGAAUUUGUGUGGCCACUUCCUUUUUCCUGCGAACAAAUUGCGUGAUAAAUUCGUUUACCUCCGUUUACCUCACUUACCACCGUAAUUCCGGACGAAAUUACUAAAAUCGCCCUAAGUGAUUGUGGGCAGAAAUUGGUGCGGUUGAAGUCUUACUACGCCAGCAUCACACUGAUAACUGCAAGGCUAAUAAAAUGCAAGUUUUCGCAAGAGUUGAACCGUUUUUUGGAUCCAGUUAAGCCUUUGAGUUCUUUUAAACAUUCCAGAGUCUUCUGGGAUGAGGUCGGGAAGGUUCGAGUGAUACGUGUGGCGUAGCUCGUCUGGGAAUGUGACAGCAAGAAGAGGAUAUCCGUUGUCAUAACUUCAGCUCGGUUCUUGAGCUGUUAUAAACGAACACCGUGGAACGAUGCUGUCUCAAACUGAGGAACAACUAGACAAGUAAGGAUCCAAACGAAGGAAAACGAACUUUUUUAAAAAAAGCAUAUCAUAUCAGGUAAGUUAAACUUAAUUGAAAACAUUAUCCCAUAAGUCAAUUAAAAGAAUAUCAAAUUAAGUAGACUUAAAGCAUCUUUUAUAGUCAUAUCAAUUCAGCAAAGAACCGGCGAUGGUGCUAUCACUAAGAGCAAAGCCGGUGAUUGACUGGGUUAAUAUUUUGAGUGCGGUCUAAUUAGUAGUUCUCUUACUUAUUGCAGCCAUUUUGCGAAUUAUCAAGAAGAAAACGAAACAUGCAGGGAAUUUUUGCUUUGAUUCUUCUCCUUCCCAUGCUGGGAAAUUCAGGUAUUUUUCUUCCUUUCUUUUGUCAUUCACUUAAUGUUCCUGGUAUACUAUGAAUCAAAACCUCAGCUCAUUUAACACUUAUUAUUUACACCUCAGUUUUUCCUCUGGAGUUAACACUGGGUGAUUAUGUUCGAAAUUUUUACCUUUGUGCCUAAAUCGUAUCAUGUGACUAUUCACGACUAGUAUCGAUUGUCCGCAACUUCACAAAAUUACCUUGUCAGGCACUUCUUUGAAUAAGGACUUAAAACUAUGAUUCUAAAGUGAAGUUUUUUUGGUCGUCAGUUAAGUUACGCUAAAAAGUACUGACGUCCUACGCAAGGUUUGCGUUAGCCACUACACCGACAUACGAAAGAGUACACUGUCAAUUUCAAAAAGUGUUCAAAUGGAAAAAAACAGUUAUAUAACGAAGUGAAUUUUUCUUCUCUUUAUAUAUAGUCCAUGUUGAAAAUGAAUAUUGCAGACCGCGUCCUACAUUAGUAGCCAUCGACAACCCACACUACAAGUUCUUUCCGUACUUCAUCAAUCUGCAUAGAUGUGGUGGAUCCUGUAAGAAGAUUCAGCCUUCAGUUCGGUCAUGCGUGCCAUCACAGUAUACUGAGGUCCCUGUUACGGUGCAAGUAGUUGGUACAAGACGAUGGACGCAAAUUAGCAUGCAGAACCACACUAGCUGUGGAUGUGAGUGCACCUUGAGUCCGAGCCAGUGUGACCCGAUUUGGGAGAACUGGAAACCAGACCUUUGCCAAUGCAGGUGUAAAUAUGGUGAUAAGCCACCAAAGCCUUGUGGGAAUGGGCUCGUCUGGAGUAAAAAUAUCUGCAGAUGUGUUUGUAAUAAGGAGCCAGAAAUAUGUCCACCAAAUAAGGUAUGAUCACUAUGCAAUUUACGUCAGCGUCGCUUGAGCUACUUACGUUCCUGGUACGAUUCGCCACGACGACUUUUAGCAGAACACAGCGUUGCAACAUUGUUGCGACAUUGUUUCGGAUGGUUACAACAUUGUUCCAACAUUGCAGCGCUGUGUUGCACUAAAAUCGUCGUUGCGAAUCGUCUCGUGUAACAUAACCUCAAACUCGUCCCCAGGGCUUUUCCCUUAAAAAAUGGUCCCACCCAUUUUUUAAGGGAAAAGCCCUGGGGACGAGGUUGACAUCACCUUUACGCAUCUCGGCUAGGAAAUGGUAUACGUUGUCUUUCGUUCACCGCAAGAGUUGUCACCAAGAUUCGAUCUGAGUGAUUUUCAUUUACGCCAGGAAAAUGGUAUAAUUAACUGAGUCUAGUAUAACUUGUGUGUUUUCAGGUUUGGAGCUCAGAAAAGUGUGGGUGUGUUUGCACGGAAGAGAGAAUUAGGAACUGCACAAAAAUGAAAAACUCUGUAGACGAAGAAACAUGUAUGUGUACCAGCACGAUAUCGGAACCAGAAACGGGCAAAGUAUCCUCUACUAAACCCACACAGAAAGGUAAGAAUGUUUUGCAAAAGUCACCUAUCAAGGUACCUGGAAUGAGCUAUGAAAUCACCUUGACUGACACAAUGAACGUUACCAGCUCAAACCAUUCCGUGGUUCUUUUUUUAAGAAGUGCCCCACCCUUGUACGGAGCAAAUUGUUUUUGCUGGAAAUAUCUAUAAGUCACCACUGUUCAUCAGCAGGAUACCUAAGAUGUUUUCAGUUCCACGAUUAGUUUCAGCUCCAUUAAAUCCCGGCUAUAAAUUCGAGCUAUUUUGAUAGCAAAAAAUACUUUUUAUAAACAAAAGCAAUAUAUUAAUAACUAAAUCAAUUGCUGUUGUUUUCUUUUUCUCAGGUGGAUUUCCUCAGGAAUUUUACAUCGCCCUUUUCCUAGGACAGUUUGUACUCAUGUAUUUGGUGUUUGAUGCCAUCCUUUACCGCAAGAAAGCUGGUCUAAUUUACCGUCUAACGAGAAGUUGUUCGACGGAUAAAGGUAGUUUGUCUGAUUACUUUAUAGCAAUAUCCUUUUCGUAUAUCAUACAUGCAGAAGCCCAAGCAAUUAUCCAAACAAAUUGAAACCACGAUAAAAUAAUGACUGGCCUAAAGUAUCAACUGCAAUUUUGCGAUUGCGUUGGCUUCACGCUGCUUUGUUUGUUAUUAGAGAGAUUUAGAGUCAUGUUAACGGUAAACGGCAAACGUCAGAUUCAAGGUGAGAAUUUCUCAAAAUAGAAAACAUAAGCAGAUAAAAACUGUCCUGAACAAUUCUUAUGGAUAAAGCUGGCGAGAAACCACGCAUUUUUACGUAGAAUUAAUAGUUAACACAAUUAAGGGGAAAACUUGGUCAUGUGGGACAAAUUUAGGUUUGCCGUUUGGCGUAAACGUGACUCUAAAUCUCUCUAUUGGCUUAAAAAUCUCGCGCCACUUCGCCAAACAAUCCUCACCCCGCAUACGUUUUCCCGCGCUUACGCUUGCGUCUGCGCACAUUUUGAUUGGUCAAAAAAAUUACUAUGGGUCUGAAUUUACGACCCUCGAAUAUUAAAAUCUAUCUCGUUUAUAUCAAAUAAAAAUAUGUUAUAUUAGGGGAGCAAGUUAGUUCGUAGAUGAGCCAAAGCUUUCACAAUUUACAGGUUACUUAAAACAUUUUUUCUCUUACAGUAACUAUUACUGAAAGUCGUUCAAACAUUGAAGAUUCAAGAGAAGACAUCUUCAGUCAAUCCAACAGUGUAGUAGUCAUGACAGAUCUACCCACACAGACUGGGGAAAGGAACAUGGCGGCGAUCAGUGAUGUGUAG
Porites lobata is the source of this 11669-nucleotide messenger RNA. The record is from the annotation of a GenBank genome assembly. NCBI's taxonomy places the organism in Eukaryota, Metazoa, Cnidaria, Anthozoa, Scleractinia, Poritidae.